Lasiodiplodia theobromae is the source of this 2763-nucleotide messenger RNA. RefSeq names its product Bicyclomycin resistance protein. The coding region runs from base 1 to 2763 and encodes 920 amino acids. Gene Ontology annotation, molecular function: transmembrane transporter activity. The record is from RefSeq and is a predicted model, not a curated record. Lineage: Eukaryota; Fungi; Ascomycota; Dothideomycetes; Botryosphaeriales; Botryosphaeriaceae. The transcript has 10 exons. Gene Ontology annotation, biological process: transmembrane transport. Gene Ontology annotation, cellular component: membrane.
AUGAGCAUUUCCUCAUCCAUCCAAGCGAGCAAAACGACCCCCUCGUGUCCAUGCUUUCCGACGACCGUCAGCAGCACCCGCGAGCAACAUCGCACCAAUAACCACAACGCCGGUUGCGAUCAGGAGCAAUUCUCGCAGGAAUACACGGGCAAAGACGUGAAAAGUGGCGGCCACGCGAUCGGGGAAUUCAAACAUAAUCCGCAUGAAGUCGCGUUCGAAGGUGACCAUGAUCCCAUGUGCCCCCGAAGCAUGCCAUUAGCGCGGAAGUGGGCUAUUGUAAUCAUCAUCUGUACCGGAACAUUAUGCGUGACAUGCGCCAGCUCGAUUUACACGACCACGUAUACGCAGAUGAAUACCGAGUUCCGCACGCCAUCACUCGUCGCAACGGUUGGACUGUCGUCGUUUGUGCUGGGAAUCGCCCUGGGACCGUUGUUCACCGGCCCUUUGAGCGAGUACUACGGACGAAGGCCAAUCUACCUUAUUUCCUGGACCAUGUUCACCAUCUGGACCAUCCCAUCAGCCGUUGGCAAACACAUCGCGUUGCUGAUUAUAGCUCAGUUCUUUAACGGGUUCGCUGGUGGUACCUUUUUGUCUGUUGCGGGAGGAACCGUGAGUGAUGUGUUCUCGCGCCAUGAGAUUCAAGCGCCAAUGGCUCUCGUCUCAUCCGCCCCAUUUGUUGGUCCGUCCUUGGGCCCGGUGAUUGGUGGCUUCAUCAAUUACUACGCAUACUGGAGGUGGACCUACUACUUCGUCAUUAUUUGGUCCACAGCCCUGUGGAUUGCAAUCGUCGUGCUGGCCCCAGAAACCUAUCAUCCAGUCAUACUGAGGGCGAAGGCCACAAAGCUCCGCAAGGAAACAGGAGACGACCGGUAUAAGGCGCCGAUAGAGAAAAUUACCAGAUCAAACAGGAGGGUGAUCGCACUUUCGCUCCUGCGGCCGCUGCAGUUUCUUUUACUCGAGCCCAUGUGCCUCUGCCUGAAUAUUUACUCGGCAAUUUUGCUGGGUAUCUUGUACCUGUUCUUCGGAUCCUUCCCCUUGGUAUUCCGAACGAACCAUGCCAUCCUGGGUGGUCUUCUUAUCCCCACUGGCCUGUUCUGGUUCGGCUGGACAACUUACCCGAGUAUCCACUGGAUGGUAGAUGCUUACCCACGAUACGCUGCAUCAGCCUUGGCCUCCAAUGGUCUCGUGAGGUGCUCCUUCGCAGGGACUGAGAAGGCCUUGGCAGAUGCACCUGCCGGUCAGUCGGUCCAGCCGCUUCUCCUGGCUGGGGCGUCCUCUGAGACAGUUCGCGAUGCGGAUGCACCUCAGCACCGCGAUGGCUCCAAUGCAGACACGUUGGUAGGCCGGGUACAGCAGAUUCAAGGCCUUGACACGCUCUCCGCGGGGAAAGACCAGCUCCAACCUGUUACAGAGACGCAGAAUGAUCAAUCCAGGCAGACGACCCGUUCUCAUGGCACCACAAAGGCUCAUCGUGUUUCGUACAUCGUCGAGGUCGUCUACAAAGCCGAUAAUGGUGUCACCGAGUCCUUAAAAGUCCAUUACUCGAUCCCAGCCUCCAUCGUCGAGCCACCAGCUUCUGAUCGUGACCGGCGAGUUGGCAAGUUUGUUUCUCUGGCAGAGGCUUUAAUCAUGCCAGGCGGGGAAGUAGCCAACGAGCUGAUCCGCGCUUUCUUCGAGGUCAUCCACCCCGCUUAUCCGGUCCGUGAUCACCAUACAGCUGCGGCUUUCGGCCAGCCAUGCCGCAUCCGAGACGAGGAUUGCGAUGUCGAGCCUCUCAAUGAAGAGGAUUUCACCUUCGAUGACGACUACGAGCAGGGUCUCAUACCUGCUCAGCAAGACUUCCAUGUAUCGUAUGUCAUCGAGAUGUCGAAGUUGGCCAUGAUACUUGGAGAUAUUCUCACCAAAGAGUUCAGUCCCCGCCGCCCCGAGCCGGGACGGUCCGACACGGAAGCAUUGGUGGGGAGGCUCUCACAAUGGGAAUCUCGGUUGCCACAUGAACUCCGAAAAGAGCCGCUCAGCGGAUCAUUGAAUGCGUCCUUCUGGGCCAGCAUGCUCCACUUCUCAUAUCAAAAUUACUACAUACUCCUCUUUCGACCCAAGUCCAUCGAAGUCCUCUCCUCGGCCGAAGCUGAACACGAUGUGCGGGUCCGCUCCGCUGCCGAUUCGAUAACCCGCAUGGCAGAGGACCUCCUGGGGAACGGCGCGAUCAAGUUUGCACAGAUCCACCUCGUCCCAUCAUUGUUCGGCGCCCUGUCCGUCCACACCAUCGCCAUAUGCAGGCGCGAUCACGUUCGUCAGCAGCUCGCCGAGAACAAGGCGCGGCAAUGCCUGCUCGCGCUGAGCGAGCUGGCGAAAUCAUGGCCCGUGAAGAUCUGGAUCGCCGAGGCGUUUGUCGAUCUUAUGGAGAGACUGACAGGGCAGGUCUCUUCGGGAGGCUCCAUUGUCAGCGUGUCGACCAAGACUGCGAGCAGCUGCUCAAAUCAUCUGACACAGCGUGCAACCACUCCGCCGGCUGCUUCUGCCGGGAACACGACUGGAGCCUCGGUUGUCCUCGAGAAGCUGGAUCAGCCUGAUCUACACACCUCUGGUGUUCUUCCGCAGACAGCCGGCACCACUGCCUACAGCGACCCGUUUUGGGGCGGCUAUGCUGAUAAUAACGCCUUUGAUAUAGAUUUUCUCCUUCACACCAGUCUUGGACCGGUUCUUUCCGCACCUUUUAGCGGACAGGGCGGCACCGAGGGAGGAAACACCCUUGGUCUUUAG